GAUUCCUUCGCACGUUGCUUAUCCCAACAAAUCUGGCCGUGCGAUCAACAAAUCCGACGGAGAAUAUUUCGUCCUAGGCUACGGGACAUGUCCGUUAGAUAGGAAUACAAAAUCCGCGAAAUAUUCCGAUCCCUUGGCAUCCUCACAAAUCCCGCCGUGUAUAUAUAACUCCCUUCUCUGUCAGAUCUUCAUCGAACACCAAAGCGCAUUCUUCUAGUCUCUUCUUAAAUCCUAAAUCUCUAGUUCAUUAAAGAAGCUUUGAGUUCUAGUGUCUGGUCUUCAAUGGCGGCCGGAAUUGUCGUGGUUUUCGACUUUGACAAGACGAUCAUCGACGUCGACAGCGAUAACUGGGUCGUCGACGAGCUGGGCUUCACCGGAUUGUUCGACCAGCUUCUUAACACCAUGCCCUGGAAUUCUCUCAUGGAUAGGAUGAUGAAGGAGAUUCAUGCGAACGGGAAGACAAUCGGAGACAUCGAACGAGUUCUUCAGCACGUCCCGAUUCAUCCCCGGAUUGUUCCGGCUAUAAAAGCAGCUCACAGUUUAGGGUGUGAUUUGAGGGUAGUGAGCGAUGCAAACGUUUUCUUCAUCGAAACAAUCUUGAAACAUCUGGGAAUCCGAGAAUGUUUCUCGGAAAUCAACACUAAUCCUGGCUAUGUCGACGAGGAAGGCCGCCUCAGAAUCCUCCCUUUCCAUGACUUCCAUUCUUCUCCCCAUGGCUGCUCUCGCUGCCCUCCCAACAUGUGCAAGAGUAUGAUUGUUGAAAGGAUUCAAGCAUCUAUGGCUAAGGAAGGGAAGAAGAGGAUGAUCUACCUGGGAGAUGGGAUUGGGGAUUUCUGCCCAAGUUUGAAGCUUAAAGCAGGAGACUUUAUGAUGCCCAGGAAAGACUUCCCAGUCUGGGAGUUGAUCAAAGAAAACGGAUCCCUUCUAGAAGCAGAGAUCCAUGAAUGGAGCAAUGGUGAAGACUUUGAGAGGAUCCUUCUUCAUCUCAUUAACAUGAUUUGCAUUGAAGACAGCCAAUUUCUGGCAGCUGAAUCCAAAUUCCAGGCAAUUUCCAUUGAAGCUCUGCCCAAACCUAUCCCAGUGCCUUUCUAGUUCUGUUCUUCAAGAACAGCAUCUAAUUAUCAUCGUUUUAAUGUUGUAUUCAGCAACCUAAGUAACAUCAGUAGUUCCAGUUUCUGGAUGAAAUUUCAAGACCCAAAAGGGCAAUGUUCUGCCACUAGUUUAUAGAAUGAAAAUUUGGUCCCCCAUAAGUUUCCUGGGCUCAACAAGCCUCAAGUUCAAAACUUUA
Messenger RNA from Ipomoea triloba (trilobed morning glory), 1288 nucleotides. Its product is annotated as inorganic pyrophosphatase 2-like. Gene Ontology annotation, molecular function: phosphatase activity. Lineage: Eukaryota; Viridiplantae; Streptophyta; Magnoliopsida; Solanales; Convolvulaceae. The transcript has 4 exons. The record is from RefSeq and is a predicted model, not a curated record. Bases 283 to 1092 code for a protein of 269 amino acids.